CCCGGCACGCUCGGGCCGCCACAGCGCUCCCCGCCCUCGAGCCGCGGAGCCGGAGCCGCCCGCCGCCCGAGGAGGAGGUGGAGGGAGCCGGAGGGGCCCGCCGAGGCGGCGGCGGCGGCGGCGGCAAGAUGGCGGACUUCCUGCCGUCGCGGUCCGUGCUGUCCGUGUGCUUCCCCGGCUGCGUGCUGACGAGCGGCGAGGCCGAACAGCAGCGCAAGUCCAAGGAGAUCGACAAAUGCCUGUCCCGGGAGAAGACCUACGUGAAGCGGCUGGUGAAGAUCCUGCUGCUGGGCGCGGGCGAGAGCGGCAAGUCCACCUUCCUGAAGCAGAUGCGGAUCAUCCACGGGCAGGACUUCGACCAGCGCGCGCGCGAGGAGUUCCGCCCCACCAUCUACAGCAACGUGAUCAAAGGUAUGAGGGUGCUGGUAGAUGCCCGAGAGAAGCUUCACAUUCCUUGGGGAGAUGACUCAAACCAACUCAAUGGAGACAAGAUGAUGGCAUUCGAUACCCGGUCCCCUAUGGCGGCCCAGGGAAUGGUGGAAACUCAAGUUUUUUUACAAUAUCUUCCUGCUAUACGAGCAUUAUGGGCAGACAGUGGCAUACAGAAUGCCUAUGACCGGCGUCGAGAAUUUCAACUGGGUGAAUCUGUAAAAUAUUUCCUGGAUAACUUGGAUAAACUCGGAGAGCCAGAUUACAUUCCAUCACAACAAGAUAUUCUGCUUGCCAGAAGACCCACCAAAGGCAUUCAUGAGUACGACUUUGAAAUUAAAAAUGUUCCUUUCAAAAUGGUUGAUGUAGGUGGUCAAAGAUCAGAAAGAAAACGUUGGUUUGAAUGUUUCGACAGUGUGACAUCCAUACUUUUCCUUGUUUCCUCAAGUGAAUUUGACCAGGUGCUUAUGGAAGAUCGACUGACCAAUCGCCUUACAGAAUCUCUGAACAUUUUUGAAACAAUUGUCAAUAACCGGGUUUUCAGCAAUGUCUCCAUAAUUCUUUUCUUAAACAAGACAGAUUUGCUUGAGGAGAAAGUGCAAAUUGUGAGCAUCAAAGACUAUUUCUUAGAAUUUGAAGGGGAUCCCCACUGCUUAAGAGACGUCCAAAAAUUCCUGGUGGAAUGUUUCCGUAACAAACGCCGGGACCAGCAGCAGAAGCCCUUGUACCACCACUUCACCACUGCGAUCAACACGGAGAACAUCCGCCUCGUCUUCCGUGACGUGAAGGAUACCAUUCUUCACGACAACCUCAAGCAGCUUAUGCUACAGUGAUGUACAAAAGACUGGCUAUUUUAAUAUCUUUUUGUCUUUUUGAUUGUUUUCUGUUUGUUUUGUUUUGUUUUUUUAAAUAGUUUAUAACAGGAAUUAGAAAAAUCUUGAUUCUGUGUUUAACUUCUUGGAAAUUUUAGUCCUCUUUCUUCAGACUUUGGUCUGUGGCUGAAAGCUGCUGAGUAACACAUCGCCAAUAUCUGCUGAAGUUCAGAGUUUGAGCUGCUCCACUGUGGCUUCCAUUCCAGUGGAGCUGUCAUUUCCUGCCAGACCUCAAACUAGGUAUAUUUCAGGCUUUAAGUUCUUCCAUUUUCACACUGAAUUCUCCUGUAGUGCCAAGUAUAGAAGGUGUCCUUAAAUAUUUGUAGGUAUGAGGUUAAGAAUAUUCAGUUCUGAAACAAGUAAGAUAUCUCUUGUCUGCCCUACACAGCAGCGACCCUUGUGCUGCUUCAUGGUGACCUAUUUUGAAAGGGCUACUGGAAAAAAGGGGAUGGCAUUCUGUAGAUUUACACAGAUUUAGCCUUCGUGUUUUUUUAAUUGCUUAUAAACACAACAAUUGUUUUAAAAUUUCUGUGGUUUCUGAAAGUAAUGUUCUUAGUGUUUUAAAGUUUACAUAAGGAUUUCUGGUCUGAUGCUAGUGAAAGGUUGCAAAGGGUACGGGGGGAGCAAAAGGCAAGCCAAUGCCAUAUACAGAAUGGUGAUCAAAAGAAAUGAGUGAAAUAUAAUUUGCCCUCUUCAUAUUUAAAUGUCACGUGAUAAAUGUGCCAUAUGUGAAACGUCCUGGCCAUAGCAGCAGUGAAAAAUUGCAAGCAACUUGAUAACAGAAUUUCUAAAUAAACAUAUGCUUUCCAGAAUGUUAUGUGUUUUACUCUCAGACUUUUAAAUCCUGUCUCAGCUGACUUUGGUCCUCACUGUGGGAAUCAUUGUCGCACCAUCGCAGACAUCUUCCCUUUGCUCUCCUGUCUCUUCCCAUCAACUCCACACUGUGGCAUUUAUGGGAUUUUUUUUUGUCUAUUUGGAGCUUGCCAAGGGCAGUAGUUUACUGUGUUUACUGUAUUUGAGAUUCCUCUUCAUUCUUGGUGUGUCUCUAAAAGAUACAGUAUGUACAUGUUUGUAUCAUUGUUUAUGAAAUUCCAGCUUUAUUGAGGUACAUUUUGAAUGUUUUAAGGAUACUUCUAAGAAAAUAAGUAGUAAUUGUUUUAGUUCACACCAAAAGAUGACUACAUUUGACCUCCCCUACCACUUUACCAAAUUCAAACGUAGUCGUGACGUAGCUUUGUGAUUACAAAUAUAUUCAUGGUGAACUCCUCAGAAUGGCUGGUUUGCAGUACUAAAAUCACUGCUUUCUAGGUUAUGUGUAGUGUUAGAAUUCGGUUAGAGAAACAGGUGUACAAGGCUGGUGACAGUUUGGAAAAUCUGACGGCUUUUCUCUUUUUCCUGAAAAUUAUGAUUGAGACUGUGAUAUCUGUCACUUUACUGUAUUACUGACUGUGUUCUCAGGUAUUUUAUUGGCUAGAAAGCUCUUGAAAGAUUGGUCAACAUUAUGGAUCACCAGCCUUUCCAGACCAGUGGCUCUGGGUCUGUCUUGCUGUCUAGUGUGAGAGUAGGGCUUUUCGGUGAGCUAACCAGGGAUUGUUCGUAAUGUACCUGACUUUUCUUGCAAUUGAAGUUCCACCAUCGUUAUAUCCAUAGUAACCUCCAUUGUUUUCAUGCCUUAGUAAUACGUGAGCUGCAGACAUGUCGCCCCACAUCAGAAUGUAAGUGUUCAUAGUAUAGUUCAUGCAUGUUUGAGUAGUUCUAAAUCUGCUGCUUCUUGCCAAAAAAGAAUACGUAGGUUUAAAUUGACAUUUAGAAAAAUUUCAGUGCUAGUGGCUGGCUGAAAACCUGCACGGUAACAUUUAGACUUUUUGGUAGAAAGUCUGUGUGUAAAUUUAGCAGUUUUGUUAGACGGCCAAAACAUUAUUUAACUCCAGUGAAGGUUAAGAGGAAACUUAGUCUUAUUUAAGUUAUAUUUAAGAUCUGUGAUAGGAACCAUAAAUACUGCCUGACAAAGCAGAAAUCACCAAGUUUCCUCAUUUGGACUACUACCAAGAAAUGUUAAAACACCAAAUAGAUAAUGGUAUUAUUUUGAGCAUUUGCUGUUUUCUUUUCUGAUGUAUGUGAUGUCUCAGAGUCAACAGUCUUUUAAAAUAAGAUCUGGGAUAUAUUUUGAGGCAAUAAAUUACUUAUCGUUAAUGGCAGGCUUGUUUAGAAACUAAGUUUCGAUCUGAAGGCUUUAGUCCAUGUUUUUUAUUUACUGUAUUUUUAAACCAUUUGAAGGAGUCCUUCACCUAUCUCAUGAAAACUAGAUCCUUUUGAAAUACCACUAUACGAAGGGGAAGAUGAAAUUUAGUGAACAAAAUUGAAAGGGUGCGCGUGGUUUUCACUAUGCCAAUUUCUCCCAUCUCUAAAAAAGUAAGUUUAAAGUCCUUUGGUGCGCUCGAUUUUCUAGGUCUUCAUGAUUAUGAUUUGGAGUAAAAUGUGCCUAAUUCUCUUGUUACACUCUGUUCUUAAAUCUGAAUGUCUUCUCAUUUAGUUCUUAAGAGAUGUCUCAGAAGUGUCUUCAUUUGUGAUAUACAGAAAUUUGUGAUAUACAGAGUUGCCUUAUAAAUCAAAGAACACCACACAUUUGGGCCUUGAUUUUUUUAUAGGGAAAAGUUUUUGUCAAAUGUUUUCUGAAGAUCCAAAUAAUUUAAGGCAUGCCUCUACCACUUAAAUAUUAUUUGUAAUAACCUGAAUCACUGCUUUCUGCCAAGUAUUGUGUUAAACUGAAAUCUUCAUUUCAGUUUUGUCUGGAAAGGGCACUUGAGAGUUGGAAAGCAACCACAGCCAAAGAAGGCGGUGAGGGGGGAAACAGUCGUUCGUUUGUUUUACUCUUUGAAGUUGCAUUGGCGUGUGUUUUACACACUGAAGAUCCUCUGGUUAAUCUCGCAAGUGAGAUUGUUUAGGGAAAUCCUUACUCAGUUGGUAGCAGUGGUUGGUUUAAGUAAAAGGAAGUAAGAUUAUCUUACUACCGGAAAUAAUUAGAAGUAUUGAUUUAGAUUCAACAGAAAUCAUAUGCCCUAUAAUUUUUUGUAAGAGUGAAUGAAUUAGUCUUAACUUCCAAUAUAUACCCAAAUACUUGUAUUUAUGCUUUUGAUAAAAUGUAUUUUCAGCAUUAGUACACAUAUCCGGUUAUGCCUUAUUUAUGUGAAGAAUAAAGUUACCAAGUUAUGUUCUGUUAUGUUCUGAAACUCAGAUCACUAGUUGAGAAGCCCUCAAAUUGGUGCUUUCAUUAUAUAAUGAUACAUUUAGACAAAACCCCAAACCAAGCCGUUUGAAACAAUAUUCUCUCCAUUGCAAUGUGUAGCAAUGUUAUUUCUGUAUAUGUAAUGAGAAGGCUAAAUAUCAGUGUUAACUCUUAGUUUUUUGUUUGAAUCCAUGAAAUCAUGCUUGUAAAAGCUCAAACAUUUGUAACAAACUCCCUAAUAAAUCUAGAGAAAGUCA
Molecule: messenger RNA, 4784 nt
Organism: Equus quagga
Lineage: Eukaryota; Metazoa; Chordata; Mammalia; Perissodactyla; Equidae
Gene: GNA13
Product: G protein subunit alpha 13
Exons: 4
Coding region: 129-1262 (377 amino acids)
Biological process (GO): adenylate cyclase-activating G protein-coupled receptor signaling pathway; Rho protein signal transduction
Cellular component (GO): heterotrimeric G-protein complex; brush border membrane
Molecular function (GO): D5 dopamine receptor binding; guanyl nucleotide binding; G-protein beta/gamma-subunit complex binding
Source: RefSeq, a predicted model, not a curated record